CUUCACUCUGUAUGGUUCCACUCCGUAUGGUUCCACUGCCCCUGCCAACAUGUUUGUCUCACAUACUGGACUCUUCUUACUCUCUUCCACCUGGUACCCACUCUGACACCCUUUCGUGCCUUUUCAGAGGAGCAUGUGAUCAUCCAGGCUGAGUUCUAUCUGAAGCCUGACUCAUCAGGCGAGUUUAUGUUUGACUUUGAUGGUGAUGAGAUUUUCCACGUGGAUAUGGAAAAGAAGGAGACAGUGUGGCGGCUUGAAGAAUUUGGACAUUUUGCCAGCUUUGAGGCCCAGGGUGCCUUGGCCAAUAUAGCUGUGGACAAAGCUAACCUGGACAUCUUGAUAAAGCGCUCCAACAACACCCCAAACACCAAUGAACCUCCCGAGGUGACGGUGCUCUCAAACAGCCCUGUGGAACUGGGAGAGCCCAACAUCCUCAUCUGUUUCAUCGACAAGUUCUCCCCACCAGUGAUCAAUGUCACGUGGCUUCGAAAUGGAAAGCCUGUCACCACAGGAGUGUCAGAGACCGUCUUCCUGCCUCGGGAAGACCACCUUUUCCGCAAGUUCCACUAUCUCCCUUUCCUACCCUCGGCGGAGGAUGUCUAUGACUGCAAGGUGGAGCACUGGGGUUUGGAUGAGCCUCUUCUCAAGCACUGGGGUAUGGACCAUUCGUCAAUCUCCUUUCUUCUAUGGUUUCUUCCCAUGAUGCUUUGUCUGGUGCUUUGAGACCCAGAGUACUGUAACUCAUCCAUAACCAUUGCUACAAAUCCUAUUCCUUGUCUUAUCCCAUUAUUCA
Molecule: messenger RNA, 793 nt
Organism: Herpailurus yagouaroundi (jaguarundi)
Lineage: Eukaryota; Metazoa; Chordata; Mammalia; Carnivora; Felidae
Product: HLA class II histocompatibility antigen, DR alpha chain-like
Exons: 2
Biological process (GO): immune response; antigen processing and presentation
Cellular component (GO): MHC class II protein complex; membrane
Source: RefSeq, a predicted model, not a curated record